ACUGCCAUUAUCCCUGGCACGCAAUCGAUAACGUAUGCAAUCGGCUCAGCCCUGGUUCGUUUAUCGUAGGUUCUGUCAGCGCAUUUACUUUGAUUAAUUCGAAGUUUGCGAAUUCAGAGAAGUGAAGGAACUUGAACUGCUUAGUCAUGGAUAACCCACCCAAUCCCAACAUGUUGUACGCCGAGGAUAGCCUGGAUCAGGCUACCGACAACAUAGAAGAAUCAAACGAGGAGCAAAAGGACCCGGAGGAGAAGAUUUCGGUACUUAAAAUGCGGAUGAAGCAGGUGACUGAAAAGCUCGAUGAGAAUUUGGCCAAACAGGAGGCGGUACAGGCGAAACUGCGCAAAGUGCUGGAGAAGAUGAAGGAUUGUAAAGAUUUUGAGGAGGGUCAAUAAUUAAUGUACUGGAGGCGUGCUUUUGGCGUUAAUUUUGAUUUCAUUUAUAAAUACAUAUGUAAAAUAUAGGUAUCACACGCUU
Molecule: messenger RNA, 477 nt
Organism: Drosophila simulans
Lineage: Eukaryota; Metazoa; Arthropoda; Insecta; Diptera; Drosophilidae
Exons: 2
Coding region: 147-395 (82 amino acids)
Source: RefSeq, a predicted model, not a curated record